Messenger RNA from Zychaea mexicana, 998 nucleotides. RefSeq lists its product as uncharacterized. Lineage: Eukaryota; Fungi; Mucoromycota; Mucoromycetes; Mucorales; Lichtheimiaceae. The record is from RefSeq and is a predicted model, not a curated record. Bases 147 to 860 code for a protein of 237 amino acids. The transcript has a single exon.
CAGCACUCAUAUUCGUCGGAAAUACAAACAUUGCAUGUAGCCAAUAAACCAACGCCCUUGACUUUAAUACUACAGCCACCGGUUCUCCCUUCUCUGUAAAGCGCUAAACUCACUCACUCCUUCUUUGGUCUCUGCUGCAAAAGAGAAUGGACUCCCAAGGACGAUCAAUCCUAAGCUCUUACGAAUCAACCGAGCAUGCGCUUCUUGAUUCCUUCAAAACUGCAGCCAACAAGGUCACUGCUUUGUACAGGGAUUCGCUUACACAAAAUCGAAGGGCUUUUGGUGCAGGUUAUCAACAAGCAUUUCAAGAUCUAUACGGAUUUCUCAGCACACACGCCAAUGACGAACGAGACACGAUGCCCGUAGAAGACAUUCUUUCCUUUCUUCGUCAAAAAAGUGCACAGCUUGCAGAAGAACUAGGUGAAUCUCCAGUAACAGUACCUAGAGCACAAACUACAGCAACAACGACAACGACGCAAACGACGACAACGACGAGCAAUCAACAAGACCAUGGCGAAUUAUUGAAACAGCAACAGAUCCACACAGAGGCACAACAACAGCAACACCCAAUCUUUUCCACACAGAUCAUACCAUCCACACCGGCCGGGUUCCAGAUUGACCCCAACACACAAUUCACUUUUACGCCGCCAGCAGCAACGGGAACAGUACCGUUACCUCGAUACGGCGGGUUAAGCACGUGGGGUAGCGACACAUAUCAGCAUGAGAACCAUGGCGAUGCAAUGAAGCGUCGAUAUGGAGGAUCAGAUCUUACGUUUAUGGGACGACCUUUGAGCAACAUGAAUGUGGACUCAAUGGAACCAUCACUGAAACGGGGAAGGACCAAGCGAGAGGAUUUGUAGAUAUAGACGUGUUGUGUGUGUAUGUGGUUGAUCUAUUUCUUUGUAUUAUAACUUUGUAAACAUUUGACAUUUUCAUACUUCCUUUUUUUAUCCAAAUAAUUAAUCAUUUUCUUACAUACAUAAAAACAUCAUUUAUAC